AUGGAGAGGAGUCAAUGGUACACGCAGUGCCGCUCCUAUGUGGCUCUUGUAUGCACCGCCGUAGGCAGUUUUUCUGCAGACCACCCAACAGUUUUAAUUUCUCUCGGUGUGACGGCUAUGGCCGGUGCACUUGCUGUGUAUGUAUCGACGGGCUCUCCGCGUUGGAAAGGGGCACCGAUUCUUUUUAGGCAACGCAGAAGUGGUAGUGGACGGGACUUCUACCGAAAAAAUUUUCGCCCGGCGGCUUUGACCGCUGUUUGUACGUCUACAAAGACGCCAUGGCUUACCGACAAAGAGGAUGAGGAGGAUGUGUUGUCUGAGGUAGCGGCGGAGAUGAGCGAGGCUCUGCACGCUGACGUGGAUAGCCUGAGUUUGCCCUCAUCUUCAAAUCCGAGCUUUCAGCAACCGCAUCGUGGUCAUCGCUGCCAAAACUGCGCCACCGUCUGUGGUUUCUGUGAAUCCGCCGCGGUGAUGCGGGUUUCGUCGGUGGCCAGCUUUUCAUCUGGGGCACUUUGCACGCAUUGUUUCUUUCGGAGCAUGAGCGGGCGUAUUAGCAACAGCAGCGGUCUUGAUACGCCUAAAAUCGUCUUUUCUGGCGAAGGAACUCCGGCUGUGACGUCAGUAGUAGGGAACGGUGCCAGUACGGCGGCGCUUAGUGAUGGGGAAGUAGGCUCGCAUCUUGGCGGGAUUGACUGGAAAACGUUGUCGCCGUUAAAGUCGACUAGAGCAUCUGGGGUGAAGAAUGCCCUUGCACACGCGAGGGAUUGCAGAGUGAAAGAGGCGUUCAAUUCACCGGUGGCUCGAUCUCCUAAGUGCGUGGUCGGCCGCGCCUCCGACUUUCCCACUGUUUCUGGAGAGGAAUGUAUACCCGGACCACGCGGUUAUGAUUGGCAGCGGCAGUUUGGAGAGACGGAUGAUGUUUCGGGGGGAAAUUUACAACAAACUCUUUCACAUUUGAUUGGAGCAGCUGACAGAAGUUGUUUGCCGCAUGUGCAAUCCAACCACACUUGUACUUUGGAUGGCGUUUCACAAGGGUGGGAGAUUCCGCAACCUGGUUUUAUCUCUCCUGAUGGGGGAGCGAGCACGGGACUGAACACAUCAGCAAUAAGAGGCUCGCAUGAUGUGGAGGUGGGAGGGAAUGCCAGCGAUGUUUUGUCUAAUUUGAGCAUUCCCCAUUCUUCUUCUAAAUGCACCGAGGGAUGCAGCGGAGAGCAAAUGAGCACGGAAACGUGGGACACACGUACCAGGCAUGUUCAGCUUGAGGCAAGGUUACGCAGUCUUGAAAAAAGACUCGAGCAACAGCUGCGCGGUUCAGUAGGGCACCGUUGUGAUACGAAAGCCCUCACGGCAUCCCAGGGUCCUGAACCCGCUGCAGUUUUACACACAUCUGAGAGUCAUCCUCAAGAAUUUCUGGGAAAGUCUUUGUAUGAAGGGCCUGAUGCUGUCGGCCUCUCGCAACGGGACAAGUCACUGCCGCAUCAUCAAGGACCGCCUGUAUCAGCGGGAGCAACGGAGAGGAUGGUCUCCGCGACUCCCCAGCAACACGAUCGUCGGGUGGAUGAUGUUUUUGUGCGUCCCCGGGGUGACGGUGCCUCCACAUACUCAUUGUCUUUGACGUACCACGACGCUCAUGGAGCUUUGCGAACCAUUGAUACCCACACGUUACCACCGUUAAAGUUAUCCCCAAGAAAUGCUGUCGUUACGCCAAACAGCACAGCCACAACAGGCUCUCUUGGAUCAUCUGGGCAACAUUCGCUAUCUGUAACUUCGCAGGAAGUUAGACGAUAUUUUAGACGUCCGCUUGCAAACAUCUGGGGUUAUAAUUCAAGGGCCAAUACCGGUCUUCUUUUGGCCCCACUUCCUCCAUUAGAACCAACCACGGGACCACGCCUACAAGGUGUCGCAGGAAAGAGGGGUGAGCUUCGCAUUGGUGCCUUUUUGGGUGGUGGAUGUUGUGGGAAAGUUUACGAGUGCCUGAACACCGAAACAGGUGAGGUUCUUGCAGCAAAGCAGCUGCAAUUUAAUUCUAAUGAACCAAAGUUGCGAGACAGACUAAAACAGUUGGAGUUGGAGUUGGAAGUAUUAAGUGUAGCAACACGUCAUCGUAUGCCCUGGAUCGUCGGAUUUCAUGGCGCAGAGAAAAGGGGCCACUCUGUUCUUAUGUAUUUGGAAUAUUGCCCACGGGGAUCAUUACUAGACUACAUGCUUUCCAGAGGAAGUACACCUUCAGUGAUGUCCUCGAAGAUGAUGUCCACUGCUUCCUUGCCUAGCUUUAGUGGAACGAUUGAACCGGUUGACUCCGAGUCAUCUGUUUCCAAAAAUAUCUCUCAAGAAAUAAAAGAGCCCAAGAGUGUUCUGGAAAGUAGUGAUGGAUGUUCAUAUUUGGCAUAUUCACGUACGCCGGUUACCUUUUUUGUUGCCUCAGCCGCCUCACGGAAUAAAACUGUAUCGCCUGAAAUGCCGCCUCUUCCCAUAGAAGAGGUGCAGCGACUUACGAGGCAAAUAGUGGAGGCCCUUCACUUUCUUCAUUUUUACGGGUAUGCCCAUUUGGAUGUAAAAACGGCAAAUAUUCUCGUGACGGAAGAGAGGGACGCGCGACUUGCAGACUUUGGGUGCUCCAUGCGUCUGCGGCGAAGUGAGGCAGAAUCCGAAUCUUGUGAAUCACCGGGGCAGACUGUUUUGUCAUUUUAUGAGGGACGGAAGGAGCGCAUGAGUGCCGCUUCUGGAGCUGCAUCCAGUGAAACGCAUGAGGCUGCUGCAGCGCCACCGUACCCCGUUCUUGCCGAAGACGAUGCCAUCACAGAGCUUCGUGGGACGGCGGUUUACAUGGCUCCCGAAAUGAUCCGUUUUGAGCGUCAUCGCAUUGGUACCGCAGGCGAUGUAUGGUCUCUUGGAUGUGUUGUGAUGGAGCUUGUGACGGGCGCUGCCCCAUGGCGACAUCUUGCGAGAGAUAAACUCCGCGUGCUUUUUCGUAUUGGUUCCUCCCGUGAGGAUCUGCCACUACCGCCAAGCGUGGUGCAGGCGGCAGAGGAGGCGAGGCGGUCGUUGGCAUAUAAGGCAGAAAGUCAAGAAGCGAUCGAUGUGACUGCUUCUCUCACCGAGGAUGUAAAGCUACAGAAGAGGAGACGUCUGGAGAUUAUAAAAGUCGGGGAUGAGACGGAAAUUGAGGCUGAUGCCGCAAGUAUUCCUGAUUCUGACAUUUCAGGUUCUACCGAGCAUUGCCGGCGAAUGCGCUUGUUUGCUGCGCUGGAGAACUUUCUUUUUCUGUGUCUUCGAAUUCGUCCGGAGGAUCGACCGAGCUGCGAGGAGUUGUUGCUCCACCCCUUUCUCACCACCAUCUGA
Messenger RNA from Trypanosoma cruzi, 3342 nucleotides. Its product is annotated as protein kinase, putative. The transcript has a single exon. Gene Ontology annotation, biological process: protein phosphorylation. The record is from RefSeq and is a predicted model, not a curated record. Bases 1 to 3342 code for a protein of 1113 amino acids. Gene Ontology annotation, molecular function: protein kinase activity; ATP binding. NCBI's taxonomy places the organism in Eukaryota, Euglenozoa, Kinetoplastea, Trypanosomatida, Trypanosomatidae.